Amaranthus tricolor (Joseph's coat) is the source of this 1455-nucleotide messenger RNA. RefSeq names its product CASP-like protein 4A1. Lineage: Eukaryota; Viridiplantae; Streptophyta; Magnoliopsida; Caryophyllales; Amaranthaceae. The coding region runs from base 239 to 1114 and encodes 291 amino acids. The transcript is spliced from 3 exons. The record is from RefSeq and is a predicted model, not a curated record.
GACUGAAUUCUAAAUUAUUGACAAAAAAGUUUAAAUUUAGCUUUUAAUUAAAUUUUUAAAAAAUAAUUUAGGCAUUGUACCAAAUAGGGAAUGUUUUGUCCUAUUGAAUUCGAUAUUACCAAUCAAAACUCUCAAGUCUCGACUCAUUGUCUUCUCCUAUAAGUCCUAGCUUAGCUUUCUCUUACUCUAUACUCUUAAAUCUUACAAGUUUCUUGCUUUCUUCUUCCAAUCCCCAACAAUGGCAGAACUGGAAACACAUAAACAAGAAGGUCAUGAACAUGAACAACAUGUAAUAAUAACAUCACAACAAACACAUACAAAUCUUCAUCAACAAACCCCUGUAAACAAUCAAAAUCAAAUAUACCAACCUCCGUUUUAUUCUCCUUCUCUCUCUUUUGACCAAUCCCAAAAGUCUCCUCCCCCACCCGAUUCACCCAACUCUUCAAUUUCUUCUGAUCACAUCAAAGAAAACCCCAACUCUCGUUCUCCAUCUCUAUCUCCACUCCAUUCUGUUCAGUCCAUUGUCGCUGUUCCUGCAACUAACCGCCAUGUUCAUGACCAACCUGAGGUAGUUACCAAGAGUGAACCCGAUUCUGAGGUGGGUCAACCGCAUAAGCUUCCGGGUCGGGCUCCCCGGGUGAAAAAAGCUGGAGUAGUGAAAAGGGUAGGUUUAGUUUUGCGGUUUAUUGAGUUUGUGGUAUGUUUGGCUUCUUUCUCCGUUAUGGCUGCUGAUAAGAAUCGUGGUUGGGCUCUUGAUUCCUUUUAUCACUAUAUUGAGUUCAGGUAUGCAAUGACCAUAAAUGUAAUAGGGUUUGCUUACUCAGGUUUGCAAGGACUUCAUUUGCUUCAUCAAUUGACUACUGGAAAGAAUCUUGUUGGUACCCGGGUUCGCCAUUCCUUUGACUUUGCUAUUGAUCAGAUAUUGGCAUACCUUCUAGUCUCAGCGUCAUCAUCAGCUUUUACGCGAGUGGAUGACUGGAUAUCCAACUGGGGCAACGACAAAUUCCCCACGAUGGCAAGCGCAUCAGUCGGAGUAUCUUUUGUUGCUUUUGCUGCCUUUGCUUUGAGCUCGCUCAUUUCAGGCUAUAUACUUUGUACUCGUAAUCGUACUUGAUAAAAAGCCUUUACGUAUUGUAAGUUGACAUGAAUCCAAUAUACUUUUCUUUUGUGUACAUUCUUGUUCUUGUCAUAGGCGAGGUUUUCUGCUAACUAAUUAUACUCAUUUAGUUUCGUAUUCUUCGUUCUGUACUUCUGAAAGCUCAAAUUUAUAGCUUUACUCUAUGAUAAAGCGAAACUUGUUUUCGAGAUCGGAUGUGUUGCAUCCUCCGUUUGCUGAUAAUAGAAAGGAAAAUUAGCAAUGUUAUAUUAUUUGCUUGUUUGUUUAGAUUCAUAUUUAUGAUGGGUUGUAAAUGACAUGUAAAAAUACAUGGGAAACUAUCACAUACAUAUAUUUUU